AUGGCUGAGAAGCAGAAGCACGACGGGCGGGUGAAGAUCGGCCACUACGUGCUGGGCGACACGCUGGGCGUCGGCACCUUCGGCAAAGUGAAGAUUGGAGAGCAUCAGUUGACAGGCCAUAAAGUGGCAGUUAAAAUUUUAAAUAGACAGAAGAUUCGCAGUUUAGAUGUUGUUGGAAAAAUAAAGCGAGAAAUUCAAAAUCUAAAACUCUUUCGUCAUCCUCAUAUUAUCAAACUAUACCAGGUGAUCAGCACUCCAACAGACUUUUUUAUGGUAAUGGAAUAUGUGUCUGGUGGUGAAUUAUUUGACUACAUCUGUAAACAUGGACGGGUUGAAGAGAUGGAAGCUCGGAGGCUCUUUCAGCAGAUUCUGUCUGCCGUGGAUUACUGUCAUAGGCAUAUGGUUGUUCAUCGAGACCUGAAACCAGAGAAUGUGCUAUUGGACGCACAGAUGAAUGCCAAGAUAGCUGAUUUUGGAUUAUCUAACAUGAUGUCUGAUGGUGAAUUUCUGCGAACUAGCUGCGGAUCCCCAAAUUAUGCAGCACCUGAAGUCAUCUCAGGCAGGCUGUAUGCAGGUCCUGAAGUUGAUAUCUGGAGCUGUGGUGUUAUUUUGUAUGCUCUUCUUUGUGGCACCCUCCCAUUUGAUGAUGAGCAUGUGCCUACACUGUUUAAGAAGAUCCGAGGGGGUGUUUUUUACAUCCCAGAAUAUCUCAAUCGUUCUGUUGCCACUCUCCUGAUGCAUAUGCUGCAGGUUGAUCCCCUGAAACGAGCAACUAUCAAAGACAUCAGAGAGCAUGAAUGGUUUAAACAAGAUUUGCCCAGUUACUUAUUUCCUGAAGACCCCUCCUAUGAUGCUAACGUCAUUGAUGAUGAGGCUGUGAAAGAAGUGUGUGAAAAAUUUGAGUGUACAGAAUCAGAAGUAAUGAACAGUUUAUAUAGUGGUGACCCUCAAGACCAGCUUGCAGUGGCUUAUCAUCUUAUCAUUGACAAUCGGAGAAUAAUGAACCAAGCCAGUGAGUUCUACCUCGCCUCUAGUCCCCCAACUGGUUCUUUUAUGGAUGAUAGUACCAUGCAUAUUCCCCCAGGCCUGAAACCUCAUCCGGAAAGGAUGCCACCUCUUAUAGCAGACAGCCCUAAAGCACGAUGUCCACUGGAUGCACUGAAUACAACUAAGCCCAAAUCUUUAGCUGUGAAAAAAGCCAAGUGGCAUCUUGGAAUCCGAAGUCAAAGCAAACCAUAUGACAUUAUGGCUGAAGUUUACCGAGCUAUGAAGCAACUGGAUUUUGAAUGGAAGGUAGUGAAUGCAUACCAUCUACGUGUAAGAAGAAGAAAUCCAGUGACUGGCAAUUAUGUGAAAAUGAGCUUACAGCUGUACCUGGUUGACAAUAGAAGCUAUCUUUUGGACUUUAAAAGCAUUGAUGAUGAGGUGGUGGAGCAGAGGUCUGGUUCCUCAACGCCUCAGCGGUCCUGUUCUGCUGCUGGCUUACACAGACCACGGUCCAGUUUGGAUUCUGGAACUGCGGAGGGCCAUUCACUCCCUAGCUCUCUCAUGGGCUCCUUGACCGGAAGCAUGUCGUCCUCUGUCUCACCUCGCCUGGGCAGUCACACCAUGGAUUUUUUUGAAAUGUGUGCCAGUCUGAUCACUACUUUAGCACGCUGA
Molecule: messenger RNA, 1659 nt
Organism: Rangifer tarandus platyrhynchus (Svalbard reindeer)
Lineage: Eukaryota; Metazoa; Chordata; Mammalia; Artiodactyla; Cervidae
Source: the annotation of a GenBank genome assembly